UCUGUAUCCCAGCAUACACCAGUGACGUCAGCGAUGUGAUGUACAAUCAAGAGCUAGGUGACUCAGGCGGACUUUCCUCCGCAUAAUUAAGAAGUUCCUUCCCUGUUGCGCCACGACUGUCAGACUGACAAAAUAGUUGCAACUGGGGCAACCAUCAGACUGUCACAUCCAGCCAGGCUCUUCAGACUCUUUACUUUAUUCCACUGAUAAAAAUCUGGUGUCUGGAGUAGUACAGUAUGACUGAGCAGCCAGCCAGCGGGGAGAAGCCUGCCAUGCACAUCUCCCGCGACCCCGUCAGAAGCUCGAGUGAUGAAAGCUAUGCAGAUGAAGAAUCUCCGCUUCAUUUAAACGACUCGCAGCUGCAGCCCUGCUCACCCUCCCGGAACGAGUUCAGUACGCGCAAGACCGCUGCGCACGCGCUGAUGGACGUGGCGCUGAUGAUGGCCAACAUUUCGCAGUUGCGCACGUUGUUGGCGGCGGACAAAGAUAACAAACCUUUCUUCUGGCCUCUGUUGGUGCUGAUCGCAUUGUCACUACUUUGCCAGAUAACCUUUGCCUUCCUGGUCAUCAUCCUGUGGUCUCGUCAGAUGAACCCGCCACGACGCAGGUCGUCGAGUGCCAGCAGCUCCUCUAUGUUGUCGUCAAAGAAACUGGCGUGCAUGGAGAGCAAACUAUCGUCUCUCGUCGCUUCCAAAAGGCCAUUACGCCGCUCCAACAGCGACACCUUUGUGCAGCCCUUCACGGUCGUCGUGCCGAUGACGAAUUUCUCGAAAAGCAAAAAAGAUGAUGAUGAUGAUAAUGACGACGACGACGACGAUGGCGACGAUGAUAACUCGUACAAAGUUACGAAUCGGCGCUUACAGUCCGCCACUGUUGUGAUUGUGUUUUGCAUUACCGUUUUCAAUAUGUUUAUUACGGGACUGGGUGUCGAUCCUGGUCACGUGACAAAAACGUAACUGUUUUCUCUCGCUGUGUAAGAAAUAAGCUACCAACGGAGUAUAAGGUGUUCGAGGAUAGCGAGAUAACAGAAUUAAAUUGAUUCCUAGACAAAAUGACAGGUUAUAGAUGGUUAAGUUCCAUUCAUACUCAACUUGCGAUGUCAGCGUUUUAACUACGAUAUUGCUAAAAGGAAACAAAUACAAUAUAAAUAAAUUUUAUGAACAAAUUUUAAGAAUCAAAAAACACUUGAGCUUUUGUUGACUACAGGGCGUCAAUUUCUUCUUGUUAUCUCUGAGUAGGAGGGUUCCUAACCAGUUUCUGGUGAUAAAUCGACAGCAGUGAGGUCGAGUUCCCCAAAAUUAAUGUGCUCUACAAGGAAGCAUGGUCGGUCAGUCUGCCUGUCCUCUCUGUGUCAUCAGUCCCAUAUUUGUUACCCUGUUAAAUCGUCAAAAUACUGCACAAGCGUCCACCUUAAAAGGCAGAUGGUUGAAUUGAUUCACAGGGAAAUAGCCUCCUCAGAAUUAAAGUUUAAAGUGUUUGCUUGAACUGAGAACAGUAAAUCAACAGCCAACAUGGUGAGGGAAAAUUGUGUAUAUGUACCAUAUGGAGCAAUGUUUCAGAGAAUGUGUCCCUGGUACACAAAUACAGUCUCAACCUCUUGUAUUUUUAUCUCAUGGACAUACCCCUCUUGCUACCUUCCCCUCUCAUCCAACAUUAUGAGUUGGAACUGUAUUUCUAUUUCUUAUUUAAGUUGAACAUCCUUGUUACACUAACCAUGCAACUCCGUACAUUCACAAAAACAAAUCUGCACAUUCAAUAGGUUUCUAUUGUGGAAAUAAAUUCAUUUCCAUGAACUGACAUGUGAAGAUAUUAAUAUGCUGGUGCGUAAAUAAAGAAAAGCUUGGCUA
Pomacea canaliculata is the source of this 1847-nucleotide messenger RNA. RefSeq lists its product as uncharacterized. Lineage: Eukaryota; Metazoa; Mollusca; Gastropoda; Architaenioglossa; Ampullariidae. The transcript has 5 exons. Gene Ontology annotation, biological process: cell adhesion; tissue regeneration. Bases 237 to 956 code for a protein of 239 amino acids. The record is from RefSeq and is a predicted model, not a curated record. Gene Ontology annotation, cellular component: membrane.